Saccoglossus kowalevskii is the source of this 2906-nucleotide messenger RNA. RefSeq lists its product as uncharacterized. NCBI's taxonomy places the organism in Eukaryota, Metazoa, Hemichordata, Enteropneusta, Harrimaniidae. The record is from RefSeq and is a predicted model, not a curated record. Gene Ontology annotation, molecular function: lysozyme activity.
AUGGCGAGAGCCACGAGCCUUGAAUUUACUCCCAAAUAUUAUUUAACUCUUAUUCGUUAUCGCGUCCACUGUUUCAAAUACCGUAGCUACAUAGGCCAGGAGGAGGACUCAGAUAUAUGGUGUUUGGUAGAUACGGAGUUCGUCAAGUCAGUACAAGGAUUCAGUCGCACAGGCUAUGUACCGACAAACAAUGAGGGAUUGUCAUUGUCCAGAUCUGGCGUUAAUGUCGGCUACGGUGUCGACAUCGGCAAUCUCGAUGCAGAAUACUUCCGGGAGUUAGAUGUAUCUGAAGAAACCAUAACACUCUUCGAACCAUACUUCGGGUUAAAGGGAGCUGAUGCUCAAAGUAAAGUGACUGAAGUUCCCUUAGAGUUAACGGAAGAGGAAGCGAUGAGUAUAGGUGACAAGCAUAUUGAACAGCAGAUUACCGAAUUGUCUGAUGUAUAUGACACUGCGUUAGAAUCUAUCGAAGGCGACUUAGACGAAUUCGAAGACUUAACUGUUUCUCAGCGGACCGUGAUUUUCGACGUAUUCUACCAGUACGGCAGCAACCCUGCACGAUUUCCCACCUACUGGCGGUACGUGACAAACCAGCAGUGGGCCAACGCCCUAUCGGAACUUCGGAACUUCGGAGAUAUAUACCCAGAGCGAAGGAUUAAAGAGGCCGACUUGCUAGAGUUUGAUACAGGGUUGAUUUCGGCAUGUUCAGAUGCAACACCAUGGGACUGUCUUAUUAAUAAAGAUUUCAUUCGGCAACAGCAAGGAUUUAGUAGUACGGGGAUCGUGCCAAUUGAUGGUGACGGAGCCCCACUCGAACAAUCAGGUGUGAACGUGGGUUAUGGAAUUAAUAUUGGCGCAAAAGAUGCCUCGUACUUUCAAGCGUUAGGACUUUCUGAAGAUAUCAUAGAGCAACUAGAACCCUAUUUUGGACUAACUGGCACUGACGCGCUGGAAAAGUUGAAUGAAACUCCUUUGGAAAUAGACGACGAAGAGGCUGUUGAUGUCAGUGACAGAGUUCUAAACCAACACAUACAGGAGGUAUCACUUUUGUAUGACACAAGAGUGAGUGAAUUAGGAGGUGACCUACUUGAAUUCGAGGAUCUGUCCAUAGCUCAGAAAACGGUCAUCGUAGACGUUUACUACCAGUACGGUGGACCCCCACAAAAUAGGUUUCCAACGUACUGGGGAUACGUGACUAAUCAAGAAUGGUCAAGCGCUUUAGAGGAGCUGAGAAAUUUCCGCGAUUCUUACCCAGAGCGACGAAACAAUGAGGGAGAUUUGUUAGAAUACGACUCCGGGAAGGUUUCAAGAUGUGUAGAACCAUCGGUGUGGGAUUGUCUAAUUUACAAAGAUUUCAUCCAAAAAAGAGAGGGGUUCGUCAAAGACGGUUACGUUCCAAUGCUUAGCGAUGGUACAGUCAUGGGCCAGUCUGGUGUGCAAUUUGGUUAUGGGAUCAAUCUUGGUGGCCUUGAUGAAGAAUAUUUCCGUAACCUUGGGGUAUCAGAAGAACUCAUUACCCUGUUUAGACCAUAUUUUGGACUUAAGCGAGAUGAAGCCGUGCAAAAAUUGGAAGAGAUCCCGUUAAUAUUAUCAGAGGAGGAUUCGAAGAUGAUCAGUGAUUUGGUAAUGAAUCAACAUAUUGAAGAGGUUGCUGGGUUGUAUGAUGCCAGAGUAGCGGAACUCGGUGAUGCAGAGCUCAAAGUAUUCGCGAACCUAACCGUGGCUCAAAAGACAGUUGUCGCUGAUGUGUUUUAUCAGUACGGUGGUCCACCUACAACAAGAUUCCCCAGAUUCUGGGGUUUCGUAACAAGCCAACAGUGGGAUGAAGCAAUUGGGGAGUUGCGAGACUUCGGUGACGCUUACGCCACUAGACGGAACAAUGAGGCCGAUUUGCUGGAAGGUGACACAAUGGAAGUUUCGCUGUGCCAAGAUGACGACGACGAAGAUGACGAUAACGACGAAAUUGGAGUAUGGGAUUGCGAUGUGGACAAGGCAUUCAUCAGAGGGUUGGAUGACUUUAAUACAAAUGGCAACGUUCCCGUCGAUAACGAAGGCAGCCCACUCACUGACAAAGGAGUGAUGAUUGGUGCAGCAAUUGAUUUAGGAAAUAAAGACUCCGACUAUUUUCGAGAAAGUGGCAUAUCCGAGGAGAUAACAAUGCAGUUAUUGCCAUACCUCGGUCUACGGGGUGUCCUUGCAUACAAUAAAUCACUCGACCAACCCUUGGAUUUGACGGAAAGUGAUGCAAUUGAACUGAGUGACAGAAUUAUGGACAGGCGCAUCGAUGAGAUGGUACGAGAGUAUAACUCACGAAUUGAACAGCUGGGUGGCAGUCGCAAGGAAUUCAGUGAGUUGACCGUAGCCCAAAAAACCGUAAUUGCUUCAGUAUAUUACCAAUAUGGCGGCCCGCCUGUGUUUCGAUACCCCAAAUACUGGGGAUUUGUCACUACGCAAGACUGGGAUGGUGCACUUGCAGAACUGAAGGACUUCCGGGAUAGAUAUCCAACAAGAAGAAACAAAGAAGCGGAUUAUCUAGAGGAUGAUUCAGGAGACACCACGCUGUGUCCAGAACCAACUCGGAAAGCGGUCUCAGUGGGAAGAUGUCAGGCAGAAACCAGCCAUACCCUCAUCAUAUUAAUAUUUGUUACAGUUUUAAUAAUUAGAUUACUCUAAAGAUAUACGGAUACAAAUUAUAUCGCCAUUUUGAGGCAAUAAUCUUAGUCAAUAUGUGUCUGGUGCAAAAUAAUAUAAUAAUUGCGAGCUCAUAAAUGAAAAUAACUUACUUUGUUGUGUAAUUAUUAAUGUUUUAACAAUAUAUAUUCAAAAAUGCUCAUUUAGUGUUGCUAUGGUGAUGAUACCUUAUAGUUUCUAUUUUUAUAUAAUAAAUGAUUAUGGUAUUGUAAGAA